Verruconis gallopava is the source of this 2122-nucleotide messenger RNA. RefSeq lists its product as uncharacterized. Gene Ontology annotation, molecular function: aspartic-type endopeptidase activity. The coding region runs from base 236 to 1642 and encodes 468 amino acids. The record is from RefSeq and is a predicted model, not a curated record. Lineage: Eukaryota; Fungi; Ascomycota; Dothideomycetes; Venturiales; Sympoventuriaceae. Gene Ontology annotation, biological process: proteolysis. The transcript has 2 exons.
GACUUUCGCAGACCCGUCCUACCUUUGUGUUUUCGUAAAAUUUUUUUUCCCUUUCUCUCUUUGCAUCCGACAGCCUUUGAGCUUGCCAUCGCCAAUCCCCGCCGUUGCUGCGAUUGUGUAUGCCCCGCGCAGCUCCCAGCCCUUUGAGCCGUUCCUGUCGUGCCCUGUGUCCCUUGUCUUGAGCCGCUAGUGCGUCACCGCUCCACCUCAUCUUGCUGCCACAUCCGGCCAGACAAUGCUGUUUACUUCCACACUGGCCAUUGGCGCCAGUCUGCUGUCUCUAUCCGAGGCCAUCGCGUUGCACAAGAGAACCGACGGCCCCGCAAGAACAGUUCAACUCGACACACACCGCAAGCGAACCACGUUCAGCGCGCCGGUCCGGGACAGACUAAGAAAGCGCUCAAAAACGCUGAAUGUCCAGCUUUUGAACGAGCAGACCCUCUACUUCGCCAAUGUCUCGAUCGGAACGCCUGCGCAGAGCCUGCAUCUCGAUAUCGACACCGGCUCUUCGGACUUGUGGGCUAACAGUGCAGACUCCAAUCUCUGCCAAUCCAACGGCAAUUACUGCGCCGCUUCUGGCACCUACAACGCCAACGACUCGUCAACAUAUACAUACGUAAACUCCGACUUCCUGAUCAAGUAUGCAGACGGCUCGUACGCAAGCGGCGACUAUGCAAAGGAUACGGUGACGCUGGGUGGGACCGCCCUGACAAACGUGCAGUUCGGCAUCGGUUACGAUUCGACAUCGCCGCAGGGCAUCCUCGGCGUAGGCUACAUGACGAACGAGGCCUCCAUCGCCACGACGGGCAAGACGUACACCAACGUACCGGCGCAGAUGGUCGCCGACGGUGUGAUUGCUGCCAACGCGUACUCGCUGUGGCUCAACGACCUUGACGCGAAUACCGGCUCUAUUCUUUUCGGUGGUGUAGACACAGACAAGUAUCACGGCGACUUGAGCACCGUGCCCGUCAUCAAGGAAAACGGCGUGUACCAAGAGUUCGUCAUUGCCUUAACAGGCUUGACUGCUGGCGGACAAGAGGUUUCCAACACACCCAUCGCUGUGCUUCUGGACUCUGGCUCUUCCCUGACGUACCUACCGGACAGCACCGCACAGUCACUGUACACCAUCUUUAGUGCGACGUACGACUCCCAGGCCGGCGCCGCAACGGUGGACUGCAGUCUCGCCAACAAUGCCGCAACAGUCGACUUCAGCUUCAGCGGCAUCAACAUCUCCGUGCCGAUGAACGAGCUCGUCAUCGUCGACGCCGUCGAGCGCGGACGCGAGAUCUGCAUCCUCGGCAUCACAUCUGCCGGCAGCAGCACCUCCGUGCUCGGCGACACCUUCCUUCGCUCGGCAUACGUGGUGUACGACUUGGACAACAACGAAAUCUCCCUCGCGCAGACGAACUUCAACGCCACCAGCAGCAACGUCCAGGAGAUCGCAGCCGGUUCUUCGGGCGUGCCGAACGCGACGCCCGUCGCCAGCCCCGUCACCAACUUGGCCGUCGGGACAGGAGGCGCCAGGAACGGAGGAAACCCAAGCGUGACUGCCGUGGGUGCUGCCGCCAAGGCGACGGCUCCUCCCGCCGUCAUGGGCGGCGUCGUUGCCGCCGCGGCUGCUGGUAUCGCCAUGGCGCUGUAGAGGACAUCUUUAUACCCCCAUGAAAGCCUCUGUUUCAUGAUAUUUCUUGAAUUGCUGCAUAGCUCGGAGUUUUCAGGUCCUUCUUUUUUUUUUCAAUCUCCUUGCGCACCCUUUCUCCUUUCAUUUCAGCGAUUUCGGGCGCGAAGGGUGCGGGUUAUGGCAUGACUGGGGACAGGCCCCAAGGAGAUUCGGUUGGAUACAUGACAUGCGUUGAUUUUGGCUGCCGAACAGUCCUCCAUCGCUGUAUUACUUCUUUGUGGACAACCCCGACGACCAUUGGCAUAGCGGUUUUCUUUUUUUUUGGAUUUUAGCUUUUAGACCAACACUGUUGCAACUGACCCAUCUCGACGCGGGAAAUUGGCGAAAAGACAGAAAGAACAAGACAUGGGAAAUCUGGAGGAUCCUUUUGUAUAUACGGCUUAGCUUAGAAUAUCGUGGUAUGAUCCACCAUGCGAAAUGAGAUAUAUAUAUGUCAUGACG